UCCCCAUUUCCCAGUUUGGCUCGCCUGAGCUUUUUCUUUACACACCCAAUUACCCAUUUGGCCAUUCUCUUUCUAUCUCAAUUCUCAAUUGUGAAUUUGGGGAACUGAGUAAACGCCAAUCUAUUUUGGAUGGUGGCUGCACCUACUAAAACUGAAGCUGUUUCCUCUACACAUUUUGGGCAGCUCAUAAUUUUCGAUUUCUAACGCUUUUUGUAGUGAUAACUGAAACUCUCUCCAAGGACCAACACAAGGUUUGUAAUGGCUAGCACCUCUGGUCAGGGACUUAACUCAAGCAGAAAUUAUAGACAAUGGCUGGCUGAAACAUUUGAUGGCCAUGAAACGCUGGAUGAUGAGUUGUCAGAUAGUAAUGUGGAUGGAAAUGGUAAUUUGAUUAACCCAUUGGAUCAAAAUUUUCCUAUGACUUUGGAAGCUAGAGAACCAUACACAGGCAUGGAGUUUGAGUCAGCAGAGGAUGCUAGGGAGUUUUAUGAGAUGUAUGGCCGGCGUAUGGGCUUCACCAUACGGAACAAUCGCACACGUCGAUCUCUUAAGGAUAACUCAAUAAUUGGCCGAGAGUUUGUUUGCUCAAAAGAAGGUUUUCGUGCAGAAAAAUAUAUAAAGAGAGAAUACAGAGUUUGCCCAUCACGGCCUGCCACAAGAGAGGGAUGUAAUGCAAUGCUGAGGAUAGCAGCAAAGGAUGGGGGAAAGUGGGUUAUUUAUGGUUUUAUUAAAGAACACAAUCAUGAACUGAACCCAAGCAAAAUACCACCUCGAAGGUCACAUAGGAUUGCAUUUUGUGAGGAUGAAAAAGAUCUUAAAAUUCGGGAACUGUCCACAGAGCUGCAUCGUGAGAAAAAGAAAUCAGCCGCUUAUCUAGAACAGCUUCAGAUGGUUCUAAAAUAUGUUGAAGAACACACUCAGCGGCUAUCAUUAAAAGUUGAUGUGGUGUCCAACAUUCUGAGGGAACUGGAAUCUGUAGACCACAUUUUCUGACUAUGUUGAUUCUUGGACCAUGGAAGUUGUUGCAGAAGAGACCAAAUUGUGUCACUGAAUGCUCUUCAGGGAGAUGAUGGCAUUGCAUCUCUGACAAAAGCAACGGCCUCCAUCUCGCUUGUAAUUGAGUCAGAUGUUGAUCUUUCCCCAAAGAAAAUCUGCUGUUGAUGGCCGUUAAUCUGUUCCCUUCGUUUUCCAAGUUUCUUAAUGGCUGCCAAUCUGCUCACCAUCUGAAUUCUUCGUAUAUGUAAGAAUAUUCAUGUUAAUACAAAAUUUACGUUUUCCAUUGCUUA
Molecule: messenger RNA, 1286 nt
Organism: Theobroma umbraticum
Lineage: Eukaryota; Viridiplantae; Streptophyta; Magnoliopsida; Malvales; Malvaceae
Product: protein FAR1-RELATED SEQUENCE 5-like
Source: RefSeq, a predicted model, not a curated record